Brassica oleracea var. oleracea is the source of this 675-nucleotide messenger RNA. RefSeq lists its product as uncharacterized. Gene Ontology annotation, cellular component: NatC complex. The transcript has 2 exons. The record is from RefSeq and is a predicted model, not a curated record. NCBI's taxonomy places the organism in Eukaryota, Viridiplantae, Streptophyta, Magnoliopsida, Brassicales, Brassicaceae. The coding region runs from base 192 to 533 and encodes 113 amino acids.
UAAGGCCCACGUCCCUUUCGCCUCCCCCUACAAUCUAUAUCGUCUUUUCCGACAAUCGUCUCAGCUGCGGAUCGACGCCGUAGAUUAAUCCUAGGGUUUCCCGAGCCCUCGUAUCUGAAGCUCAAAAGACUACUACUACGAACGUACGUCAUCUUCUAGUAUAUAUACAAGAACAAGAGCCUGUUGUGAAAAUGGAACAAGAGGGAGCAGAGAGAAGCACCACCAUCGUUGCAUCAACCUCCGAAGGGUCGAGUUUAGAUCCGAUAGCUCGAGUGAGGAAGCUCUUGUUUCGCCAGAUGCUGGUUGGAAUCAAAGACGGGAGAUUCUUCCUUGGCAAUUUCCACUGCAUUGACAAACAAGGAAACAUACUUCUCCAAGACGCUGUCGAGUAUCGCAGCAUAAGAAGAUCGUCUCCUUCGCCUACUGAGCAGCGUUGUCUUGGUAUAAUCCUAAUCCCUGCCUCUUGCAGGACGUCUUGCCAUGUCGAUUGCUCUAUCGAGGAACAGCUUUCGUUGAUCCAGCUUAAAGAGUAGAGAGAGCCUCGAGAGAUUGCAUCAGUGUGUAACGAAACACCAGUCUUUCAUUAUGGAUUUGGUCUCUUCACUGUGCUUAAAAGCAAAAUUUUAUUACAUGUCCUUUGUAUGUUUUACCCUUUUGAAAAUCUUUUUUUGUAUU